Messenger RNA from Lodderomyces orthopsilosis Co 90-125, 423 nucleotides. RefSeq lists its product as uncharacterized. The transcript has a single exon. The record is from RefSeq and is a predicted model, not a curated record. Lineage: Eukaryota; Fungi; Ascomycota; Pichiomycetes; Serinales; Debaryomycetaceae. Gene Ontology annotation, biological process: late endosome to vacuole transport via multivesicular body sorting pathway. Gene Ontology annotation, cellular component: Vps55/Vps68 complex; endosome. The coding region runs from base 1 to 423 and encodes 140 amino acids.
AUGGAUUACUCAACAGACUACAAAACAAACCCACUAAAUCGGAUAAUUGGGCUUUCAGUUAUAUUAUCCGUUGGAUUCUUGCUAGUCAUAUUAGCAGGAAUAUAUGGCAACUGGUUUCCCAUUGUAAUCGGACUUAUAUUUUCAGUGGCAUAUCUACCAGUGGCUGUCACAAGAAGACUCAAUAGUUUCGAUCCUUUUAGCACACCCAAUACAAACGUAUUAGCAGAACUGGGACAAUUUUUGACGGCAUUCUUGCUAGUUAGUGGACUUUACUUGCCAAUUGUUUUGCACCACUCGUACAUAUUGACCACGACAGCGGCAGCAUUGACAAUAAUCGGUGGGGUAUUAAUCUUCGGAACAGUCUACACUUUUAGUCACUACUUCGAUGAACCGGAAGAAGAUGAUGGAUUGGCAAAUUUAUAA